Molecule: messenger RNA, 1531 nt
Organism: Monopterus albus (swamp eel)
Lineage: Eukaryota; Metazoa; Chordata; Actinopteri; Synbranchiformes; Synbranchidae
Gene: mat1a
Product: methionine adenosyltransferase 1A
Exons: 10
Coding region: 241-1404 (387 amino acids)
Biological process (GO): S-adenosylmethionine biosynthetic process
Molecular function (GO): ATP binding; methionine adenosyltransferase activity
Source: RefSeq, a predicted model, not a curated record
GUGUGUGUUCUCUUAGCCAUAUAUAUUGGGCCAUGUGGACCCAGACGUGGAGUGUUGUAGGAUCGACUUUGUAUUGGCUGUAGGGCUGUUUGCCUCUACUCCUUUAUUUCUCUGUUAAAGAAAACCAGCGGGGAUAUAAAACCCCUUGAGAUCUCUCUGGACUGCUUGUUCGUGGGAACUAGGCCACCUUUUCUCCCUGAGCGUACUGGGUCUCACCGAGUACCUGGCCCCUGAGAAAAAAUGAGUGGUCUGCUAGAAGAUGGCUCUUUCAUGUUCACGUCAGAGUCCGUAGGAGAGGGACACCCAGAUAAGAUUUGUGACCAGAUCAGUGAUGCUGUUCUAGAUGCUCAUCUGAAGCAGGACCCAGAUGCCAAAGUGGCCUGUGAGACGGUGUGUAAGACUGGCAUGGUGUUGCUCUGUGGAGAGAUCACAUCUCGGGCCAACAUAGACUACCAGAAGGUGGUGAGGGACACCAUCAAACAUAUCGGCUAUGACACCUCUGACAAAGGUUUCGACUAUAAGACAUGUAAUGUGUUGGUGGCUCUGGAGCAGCAGAGUCCUGACAUUGCUCAGGGGGUCCACAUUGAUAGAUCGGAGGAGGACAUCGGAGCUGGAGACCAGGGUCUGAUGUUCGGCUACGCCACAGAUGAGACAGAGGAGUGCAUGCCCCUCACCAUCGUCUUAGCCCACAAACUCAACUCAAAGAUGGCUGAACUCAGACGCAACGGCACCGUCCGCUGGCUGCGUCCUGACUCGAAAACACAGGUGACGGUGCAUUAUGACCAGAGGGAUGGAGCUGUGAUCCCCAGGAGAGUUCACACUAUUGUAAUCUCUGUUCAGCAUGAUGACUACAUCUCUCUAGAGGAACAAAAGCAGGUCCUCAAGGAAAAGGUGAUCGACGCUGUGGUUCCUGCUAAAUAUCUGGACGACAAAACCGUCUACCACCUCCAGCCCAGCGGUCGCUUUGUCAUUGGAGGACCUCAGGGUGAUGCUGGUGUGACAGGCAGGAAGAUCAUUGUAGACACAUAUGGAGGUUGGGGAGCUCAUGGUGGUGGAGCUUUCUCCGGCAAAGACUUCUCAAAGGUGGACCGCUCCGCCGCCUAUGCUGCUCGCUGGGUGGCCAAGUCUCUGGUCAAAGCCAAACUAUGCAGAAGAGUUCUGGUUCAGGUGUGUUAUGCUAUUGGAUUGGCCCAGCCUCUGUCCAUCUCUGUGUUCACCUACGGUUCCUCCCAGAAGACAGAGUCAGAGCUGCUCCAAAUUGUCAAGAAGAACUUUGAUUUGCGGCCAGGAGUCAUUGUCAGGGAACUGAAGUUGAAGAGACCGAUCUACCAGCAGACCGCCGCUUACGGCCACUUUGGUCGACCAGAGUUUCCUUGGGAGGUGCCCAAAAAGCUUAUCUUCUAAAUACUCCAUUUGCUUCUGCUGCCUGAUUGACCCUGGAAGCUGAACAAGAUGCCAUUUUUAACAAGAACAGCUAAGGCCAAAUUUAGGGAUAGGUCAGCUUUAAAGGAGACAGUUACAGUCAGGGAAA